Molecule: messenger RNA, 1583 nt
Organism: Hypoxylon trugodes
Lineage: Eukaryota; Fungi; Ascomycota; Sordariomycetes; Xylariales; Hypoxylaceae
Product: peroxisomal 3-keto-acyl-CoA thiolase
Exons: 4
Coding region: 140-1396 (418 amino acids)
Biological process (GO): fatty acid beta-oxidation; phenylacetate catabolic process
Cellular component (GO): peroxisome
Molecular function (GO): acetyl-CoA C-acyltransferase activity
Source: RefSeq, a predicted model, not a curated record
UUGAACUAUUCCUUCCAUAUAUUCUUGUUGUAUCAUCUGGCCUUAAUAUACCUUAACCUUUGAAACCACUAUAUUUAUUACCAUCUCUAUUGCGAAACAUAACCAGAACAUAACCAGAAAACCUCAAGAAUAAGCAACAAUGGGUGCACUCGACCGAUUAACACAAAUCUCGGGCCAGAUCUCUGGCUCCAAGUCAGCGCGAGAGAAGCUAUUCCAAAAGAGCCCCGACGACAUUGUCGUAACAGGAUGUCUCCGAACGGCAUUCACAAAAGGUGGCAAGGGCGGAUUCAAGGACACGCAAGCGGCUGACCUAAUGGCCGGUGCGCUAAAGGGCCUCCUAGAGCGUUCUAAGAUUGACCCUUCUCUUGUUGAGGACGUUUGCGUCGGUGAAGUCCUAGCUCCCGGCGGUGGUGCUACCGAAAUGCGCGCCGCAGCCCUCGUCGCCGGCUUUCCUGAGUCUACCGCCGUUCGCACCCUCAACCGCCAGUGUUCCUCCGGUCUCCAAGCCUGCGUCGACGUCGCCAACCAGAUCCGCGCUGGAAUGAUCGAAGUCGGUGUCGGUGCCGGUGUCGAGAGCAUGAGCUUGCACUAUGGCCCCGGUGCUGUAACCGAGUUCUCCGAACUCCUCGAAUCCCACCCCGAAGCCGCAAACUGCAAAGUACCAAUGGGCGUACUCUCCGAAGACAUGGCACGCGACCUCAAAAUCUCCCGCGCAGACCAAGACGCCUUCGCCGCAUCCUCAUACCAAAAAGCGCUGAAAGCGCAACAAGAAGGGCUCUUCGACCAAGAAAUCCACCCCCUAACCGUCCAAUACACCGACCCCAAGUCCGGCGAAACUAAGACUAUAACCGUGAACAAAGACGACGGAGUACGCCCUGGAAUCACACCAGAAAGCCUAUCCAAGAUCCGCUCCGCGUUCGCCGAGGGUGGAUCGAUCCACGCGGGUAACGCAUCGCAGGUCUCGGACGGCGCAGCCGCUGUUUUACUCAUGAAGCGAUCUACGGCCGAGCGUCUAGGCCAGACUAUCCUAGGUCGCUUUGUAACAGCCAGUAUCGUGGGUGUUAAGCCCUUACUCAUGGGUAUCGGUCCCUGGAAAGCUAUCCCCAAAGCGCUCGAACUCGCGGGUGGUCUUACGGUUGAUGAUAUCGAUGUCUUCGAGAUCAAUGAGGCGUUCGCGAGUCAGUGCUUGUGGUGCGCAAACGAGCUGCACAUUCCCAAGGAGAAGAUCAACCCCAAGGGUGGCGCCAUCGCGUUCGGUCACCCACUUGGAUGCACGGGUGCCAGACAAGUCAGCACCUUACUAUAUGAAUUAAAACGCCGUGGCCAGAAGGUUGGUGUUACGAGUAUGUGUGUCGGUACCGGUAUGGGUAUGGCCGCCGUCUGGGUUGCCGAAUAAAUGCUACAAUAAUUAAGGGAAAAUAUGUGUUCAGGUGUAUACUAGUACUACGUGUUACCUGUUUGGAAACGUCAUCUUGGGGGGUUGUCGAUAUAUCACCACAUAUAUGAAGUCACGAACGAGGCGAUUUGUUCGGGGCGACCAAAUAGCAUUGUGUAUAUAUUAUCCUUUCGGCGUUUAGUAUCCA